This is a messenger RNA of Penicillium samsonianum, 213 nucleotides long. RefSeq lists its product as uncharacterized. The transcript is spliced from 3 exons. The record is from RefSeq and is a predicted model, not a curated record. The coding region runs from base 1 to 213 and encodes 70 amino acids. Lineage: Eukaryota; Fungi; Ascomycota; Eurotiomycetes; Eurotiales; Aspergillaceae.
AUGGCCCCGAAAUAUAUUGUAACCUUUCAAGACUCAGCUGCGACUGAGGAGAUCAAUUUCUACAUACAGCAGAUCCACAAGGACGGGGGCUCUGUCACGAACAGAUUUCCGGAUAUGAUUGCUAGGGGCUUUUCAGCAUAUAUUACAGAUGCAGUCCUUCAUAGGCUGGAAUCGGACUCUAGUAUUGAUCAUAUAACGCCCGAUACUUCUUAA